Molecule: messenger RNA, 1319 nt
Organism: Leptidea sinapis
Lineage: Eukaryota; Metazoa; Arthropoda; Insecta; Lepidoptera; Pieridae
Exons: 4
Coding region: 210-878 (222 amino acids)
Biological process (GO): apoptotic process
Cellular component (GO): mitochondrion
Source: RefSeq, a predicted model, not a curated record
CAACAGUCAACAUGGUAAACAUUAACAGCUGAUUGAGUGAAAUGCUGUUUUAAUUGAUAAAAAAUAUAUAAAUAUAGAUUUUUAAGGCUAGGAGUUUACCUGAACAUAAACAAUAUAAUAUAAGUUUCUCGUAAUCAAAAUGUUUUAAUAGCCACGAGGUGACUUCGUGAAAAACCAAUACUUAUGGCGUAAAAAACAAUAAAAACUAUAUGAAAUGCACUAUGUCUCGUUUUAAAUUAUUCAGUUUUUUAAAGACGGCUUAUAGAUUGAGUAGGAAAACGUUAUCAACCAAAUAUCAUUUUGUGCCUGUGACUUAUUGCUUAUUAAGCACGGUGCGAUGUGAAGAUAACGUUAAACCGUCACAGGAAUCUUGGGAUGCCAACAGCUUAGACCAUGAAUUUCUAAUUCGUCAAGCAACCACAUGUAAUGUUAAUGCCGCAACCCAACUUCUUACUGUUACUAUAGUUGCAAUUCAAGAUACAAGCGAAAGAUUAAGGGAUGUUUUAGCUGAAGAAAUAUUUUUAAUGAAGCAAGCUAUGGAAUGGGGAGAUGCAACACCUCCUAAUCAUUGGGACCAACUUGUGGCAAUUCGAGGUUCACUUUCUGACCUCAAGCAUAAUCUUAGUACAUUAUUUGGUUAUAUGGAUUAUGCGGAGAAGCUGGCAACAAUAGCAGCCGAGAUAUCUUAUUCAUCUGGGAACACUACAGCAUCAGAUGCUAUUUGUCAAAGAAUCGAUCAUGCAAGCAGGACUUGCAAAACUCAGAUGAAAUUGAACCAGGAGCUGCAACAAGAAAGUUUGGAGUUACAACAGCAAGCGAUAAUACAGUCGCCCGAUUUAGAAGAAAAAUUAACGAGUAAAAAGCCAACAAAAAAGUAAUAUACAUUAAAAAUAAAAUGUUUAUGCAACACUCAGAUAAGAAAUCGUACACGACAUGUCUACGGAUCUAAAGCAUCGAAAUGAAUCACUGCGAGUGAUACACAGGUGCGACACAGGGGCGGACCGUUAGUUGGUAGGGCAAAUUGGGGGCCCCUAACUGAACAUUUUUUUAAAAUUUAAGUAAGUAACGGAACUACUAGCAGAUGGUGUCUAACAUCUUUAAGAUGCAAACGUUUAACUCAACAAAAUGUUUCCUGCCUUCCCCCAAUUGUAAAACCUAUAAGGCUAUAAAAUCUUUGAUUCGCUUUUUUUCACGACAACUGUACGGUAUUUACCAUGCUUAAAUCGAAACUUAAAUUUUUUGUCAACCUUUGGUUCAAUUCAAAUAGUUUCUACUGUAAUUAGAAAUAAUCCGUCAGAAUAUAUAUUUUAGAACAAAAA